Molecule: messenger RNA, 1509 nt
Organism: Stereum hirsutum FP-91666 SS1
Lineage: Eukaryota; Fungi; Basidiomycota; Agaricomycetes; Russulales; Stereaceae
Product: MFS general substrate transporter
Exons: 6
Coding region: 1-1509 (502 amino acids)
Biological process (GO): transmembrane transport
Cellular component (GO): membrane
Molecular function (GO): transmembrane transporter activity
Source: RefSeq, a predicted model, not a curated record
AUGACAGAGGAUGAACAUUCGCCACCUCCCAGUUGCACCACUGCCGUACACGACGAUCCCAGUGCCAGAGCGCUAAAGCGUGCUUCGUCUCAGUUUGACGCUCAGCAGCGUGAAGACGAUGAGUGGAAUCAAGCGCCAUCGAACCCCUUGAACUGGUCAUCAGGUCGUAAAUGGGUCGCUGUCGGUGAGCAUGAGAAGCUUUCUCUUCAUUUUUUCGUCACAACACCACUGGCAAGCUCCGUCAUGGCGCCAGGCCUCCCAGGAAUCGGCGCCCACUAUAACAUUACAACUGAGACGGUUCUCGCCCUCACUCUUUCCAUAUUUGUUCUUGCGUGGUCCGUUGGCCCCCUUCUCGGUGGCCCACUGAGCGAGAUUUACGGGCGCAGGCCCAUCCUCAUUCUCUCGACCAUCAUUUUCCUCAUCUUCAACACUGCCUGCAUAUUCGCACCGAACACAGGCGCUUUCAUCUUCUUUCGCUUCGCAGCAGGCCUGGGUGCCUCGACACCGAUAUCCGUCGGUGGAUCCCUCAUCGGUGAUCUUUUCGUACCCGCGCAACGCGCUCGCCCAGUAGCUGUCUCUUUCCUAGGAGUUAUGAUUGGCCCUCCUACAGGUCCCAUCAUGGGCGGGUAUAUCGCACAGAGUGUAGGCUUUAAAUAUAGCUUCGUCGUCACCUCAGCGCUCGCGCUUCUCUCCUUCAUUUUGGCGGCACUGUUCCUUCAGGAGACGUAUGGGCCAGUCGUGCGGGGUCGGUGGGAGAAGCUCUCCGGCGCCAUAUCAACUCACACCGAGCCCUCCGAUCUUGAGAGACAAGCCGAAGUUGACGCAUGGAGGACUCUGUGGUUGGGUUUGGCGCGCCCUAUCCAGCAUCUUACUCAGAGUUUUGUCUGCUUCAUUCUUAGUCUCUAUGGUGCCGUAAUCUAUGGCAUAUUGAUCAUGUUUUUUACGACGUUCCCAACCGUGUUCGGCGACGAAUACGGGUUCAGCGUGGGGACGACUGGCCUCACGUAUAUCGGGGGCGGACUCGGGGAGAUCGCAGCUGUGGUACUGGGUGGUUAUAUCGCUGACAAGAUUUAUCACUCUCUGGUCCUCAAAAACGAUGGACAGGCGAAGCCUGAAUAUCGAAUUCCUCCGAUGUUACCUGGGGCGGCUAUCGUCCCAAUCGGCCUCCUCUGGUACGGAUGGUCCGCAGAAGCGAGGCUUCACUGGAUCAUGCCCAUCAUCGGUUCCUCGAUCUUUGGCUACGGGCUUAUCGCCACUCUCGUCCCAAUACAGAUGUAUCUUGUCGACUCGUUCCGGUAUGCGGCAAGUGCGCUAGCAGCUUCCAGUGCGUUAAGAUUCGCAUUCGGUUUUGCUCUCCCAUUGGCUGGCCCACCCAUGAUCGCUAGAAUGGGUCUCGGAGGUACAUAUACGUUUCUCGCAGGUGUAAUGCUCGUGCUUGGCAUCCCUUUUCCGAUCUGGAUAUUUUAUCGCGGGGAAGAACUCAGAAAGCAUAAUAGAUGGGCUAUAUGA